This is a messenger RNA of Labrus mixtus (cuckoo wrasse), 3513 nucleotides long. RefSeq names its product integrin beta-3-like. The record is from RefSeq and is a predicted model, not a curated record. Gene Ontology annotation, molecular function: integrin binding; fibronectin binding; fibrinogen binding. Bases 359 to 2902 code for a protein of 847 amino acids. The transcript is spliced from 15 exons. Gene Ontology annotation, biological process: integrin-mediated signaling pathway; cell adhesion mediated by integrin; cell-matrix adhesion. Gene Ontology annotation, cellular component: focal adhesion; integrin complex; cell surface. Lineage: Eukaryota; Metazoa; Chordata; Actinopteri; Labriformes; Labridae.
CUUCCGUGUCACGAUCAGUGCUUUAUAUUAACAUUCAGUGGAUACGCCUGCAUACCAUCAGCCUUUUUGUUCGGCGUUUUUAUUCAAAUUCGAAUCUGUAAUAAAGUUAAAAUGCUGUAGGCUAUUCAUCAUUUCCAUGAUAUGUUUUUCAUGUAACAUAAGGUUACCCCGUUAAAAACGAAAAAAAAAACCCACUUAAAUAUAGGCUACCAGAGUGCGCAACAACUUACCAGCUGGAACUGAAUGUCACAUGUUGGAUGCUCUCAGACCUGCCCUCUAUCAUAAUAAAAGCUCCCACCUCCUCUUGGUGCCCUCUUCCCGCCCUCUUCAUGUAAUAGUAUGAUAAUGAGGGCUGUGGAUGUGGAGUGAGGGGUGGUUUUUAAGGCGUUUGACUCUAUUUGGAGUUGUGUCCAUUCCAGAAGAAAGAGGGUUUUUUUUCUCCCUCUUGUUCUUUUCUACUUGUAGCUGCAUCAGCAGAGCUCGUCCGCAGGCUGCGUCCUCACAGAGAGCCUGCACCAGGAUGGGUGCUCUCCCGGCGACAAGGAUGUUAUGGAUUCUCAUCUUUUAUGGAAUAACAUUAGUUUAUGGUUCAAACGUCUGCACCUCCAGAGGGGCCAGCACAUGCAAGCAGUGUCUGGCUGUUCACCCCAGCUGCGCAUGGUGCCUACAAGAGGACUUUGGCCAGGGUGUUGCCAGUUCUUCCCGCUGUGAUUUAAAAGGUAACCUUGUGGCAGCCGGUUGUGCUCCGUCAGCUCUGGAGUCUCCAAACAGCAAACUUCAGGUGAUUGAGGACCGGCCCCUCAGCAACAAGGCAGCGGGAGCCACACAGGACGUCACCCAGAUCAAACCCCAGAAACUGAGCAUCACCCUCAGGCCAGAUGAUGCAAAGCGCUUUACAGUGAAAGUGCGUCAGGUAGAGGACUACCCGGUGGAUCUUUACUACCUCAUGGAUCUCUCCUACUCCAUGAACGAUGACCUCUUCCGUCUGAGGACUCUGGGUAAGCUUCUGGCAGAGGCCAUGAAUCGCACCACCAGCAACCUCCGCAUGGGCUUUGGGGCCUUCGUGGACAAGCCGCUUUCACCCUACAUGUACAUCUCCCCCAAAGAGGCUGUAAAGAAUCCCUGCUUCAGCAUCAACACCACCUGUCUGCCCCAGUUUGGCUACAAACACGUUCUGUCUCUGACGGAGGAGGUAGGCCGCUUCACAGAGGAGGUGAAGAAGCAGAUGGUCUCAAGGAACCGAGAUGCCCCGGAGGGAGGCUUUGAUGCCAUCAUCCAGGCCGCUGUGUGCAAGGAACAGAUUGGUUGGCGUCCCGGUGCAUCCCACCUUCUGAUCUUCACCUCUGAUGCUAAGACCCACCAAGCUCUGGACGGUCGUCUGUCUGGAAUCGUACAGCCCCACGAUGGAAAGUGUCACCUCAACUCUGACAAUAUGUAUAACAUGUCCACCAUCAUGGAUUACCCGUCUCUCGCUCUGAUCACAGAGAAGAUGUCAGAGAACAACAUCAACCUCAUCUUUGCCGUCACCAACCCUGUAGUUCCUCUGUACCAGAACUACAGUGAGCUGAUUCCUGGCACCACAGUCGGAAUACUGUCAAACGACUCUGGCAAUGUUAUUCAGCUCAUACUGAAGGCCUACGCUAAAAUCCGUUCCAAGGUGGAGUUGGAGCUUCAAGGAGUCCCUGAGGAGCUGUCCCUGUCCUUCAACGCCACGUGUCUGAAUGGAGAGCUCAUCCCUGGCCUUAAAUCCUGCUCUGGAAUCAAGAUAGGAGACACGGUCUCUUUCAGCGUGGAAGCCAGAGCUCGUGGCUGCCCCAAACAGAAGAAAAAAACCUUCAUCAUUAAACCUGUGGGCUUUAAGGAUUCCCUCUCCAUCACUGUCACCUUUGAGUGCGACUGUAAGUGUCAGAGCAAAGCCCAGCCCGACAGCCCUAAGUGUAACCACGGAAAUGGCACCUACGAGUGCGGCAUCUGCCAAUGCCACCCGGGCCGCUUGGGGCCGCACUGCGAGUGUGCAGAGGGGGAUUAUAACCCCACAGAGCAGGACCGCUGCAGUGGACCUGCGGGCUCCAGAGGUCCUCAGUCUGCCAUCUGCAGUGGCCGUGGAGACUGUGUGUGCGGCCAGUGUGUGUGCCACAGCAGCGACUUUGGAAAGGUGUGGGGAAAGCUGUGUGAGUGUGACGACUUCAACUGCCUUCGCUACAAGGGGGAAAUAUGCUCAGGCCAUGGCGUCUGUAACUGUGGCUUCUGCCAGUGUGCACCAGACUGGCAGGGUGAGAACUGUAACUGCUCCAGACGCACUGACACCUGUAUGUCCAACGUGGGUCUGCUGUGCAGCGGGAGGGGCCAGUGUGUAUGUGGGGCUUGUGAGUGCACACAGCCGGGUGCUUAUGGAGCCACAUGUGACAAAUGCCCCACCUGCCCUGAUGCCUGCACCAUGAAGAAAGAGUGUGUGGAGUGUAAGCACUUCAAGAGGGGAAGGCUGUUUGAGGAUAACACCUGCUCUAGAAUCUGCAAGGACGAAAUUAGGCUGGUGGACGAAUUAGUGCUCCAUGAUACAAAUGCUGUGAACUGCACUUACAAGGAUGAGGAUGAUUGCCUGGAGCGUUUCCAGUAUUAUGAGGACACCAGUGGCAAGUCUAUAUUGUUUGUCGUCAAAGAGCCAGACUGUCCCAAGGGUCCAGACGUUUUGGUGGUGCUUCUAUCUGUGGCCGGAGCCAUCCUCUUUCUCGGCUUGGCGGCUCUGCUUAUCUGGAAACUACUUGUCACAAUCCAUGACAGACGGGAGUUCGCCAAAUUUGAGGAAGAACGGGCUCGUGCCAAAUGGGACACGGGACACAACCCGCUCUACAAAGGAGCCACAUCUACCUUCACAAACAUCACAUACAGAGGGAAAGACUGACGCAGCUGAACAAGGACAAAAGAACAGACUUUUGCUGUCCUUUGUGGAAAGGCGCCCAAUCAUGUGCAGGCCUCUACUGUCCCAAGAUAACAAUGAAUAAUGAUAUGUGUUUGUAAAUAUGUAGAAAAUGAUUUUUUUUGGACACAAUUUGUCAGGCAUUUGUCAUAAACACCCUCUUGUACCCUGAUAAAUGAGACUUCUACCUAUACACAUACCAGCCAUGUUUGUAGUUUUUGUUUGCGCUGCUUUUACACAGCCCCCCCAAAGGCUGUAAAUGUGGUUAUUUUUUCACACAACUACAACUUCUGUUUUCAGUUGUUAAUACCCAUAGACUUUGCUGUGAAAAGUAUUUUUUUUUACCAUUAGUAUGAAACAACUUAAUACCACUUUUGUAAAGUGAUGCAGUUUAUUUAUUGAAUCAUUGAAGUCAGGGGGAGAACAAAUUGAGUCAUCUUACACAACAACUUCAUUUUCUGUUCAUGAUUUGUGGAUUUGGUGUUUGUGGUUUUCAUUUGGAUCGUGGCAUUGGCUGACAAUCUGUCUUUUGGUCAAAUGACGAGCCGGACAUACAGUGUGGUCUGAAGUAAAAGUUAGAAUUUUACCAGAAAAAU